AUGUCCGACCUAGGCUGUGCUGUUGACACCACUGGAAAGCUUCUCGACACCUCUGAGAUUGUGUUUUAUAACGAUCCAGACGACGAGACACCCAUUUCUGGCCCUGGAGCUCCACCCAAACCCUCUAGUAUCCACCCCUUCUUCUCCCACAGUGCCCCUCCCUCUCGGAUCAUUGCUGGUGCUCAUUGCAGCACUCGCACUUUGCGUCCUUCCACCAGGCUUGUUGAUCCUGACAACGCCGAGUCGAAUGCCUCUGUGAAACGCAAGGCGAAUAGCAGCAUUGACGGCCACCGAGUCUCCCAGAAGACUGAGAACAGCAAGUCUGCCAACGAGCCUGGAGACAAUGACUCAGACGAUUCCUUUGACGACAAUGAUCUGCCGCCCUUAGUGGCUGUAGAAGAUUUUGAUGAGGACGAGGACAAGGAUGAGGGGGAUGAUGUCGAUGUGGGAACUGAACCUGGUGACGAAGCAGAGUAUCGGGAAACUCUGGCUAUGACGUUGGCUGACCAGGAGGCCGCUAUGCCACGCACCAAGCAAGAUUGCACUGCAGAUGUGUGUACCAUCUUCCAGAAGGACAAUGAACAUAAGAAUGUUGAUAUGGGAGCUAUGGAAAAGGGGAACUGGUGUAAAGUAUGUCGGUUGAAGGGAGUACAACGCAAGGCUUGCUUUUUCACAGGAGGUAUCACUACCUUAAGGACCCACAUUGGCCAGCACCCAGACCACAUCGCAAUCUACAAGGAGUGUUGUGACAAACUUAGCAUUCCGAUGCACAACCAUGUCUUUUUUCAAACCCCAAAAGAAGGUCCCAAAGAUGGAAGACGAUCCACAGAAGUGGGAGUACAUGAGGAGCAGCUUGCUUUCACCUCAAUCGAAGGCAACCAUUCUGGGUUGAACAUCACCAAUAUUUUAUUCCAGACUGUUGAACGUUAUAAGAUUUCAGACAAGAUCAGAUGGUUCACUGCCAAUAACACAAGUAACAACGACACUGCCAUCCAUGAGUUGAAUCGGCUGCUGAAUGCUGAUGGUGAUGAUGGCUGGGAUCCAGCCCAACGUCACGUGCACACUGUGGCCCUGACAGCAGCGCACUGUCUUGUGGACAAGAUGACUCAAUGCGAGCCAGUCAACAGUGAGGAUGAGGAGGACAACAAAGAUGAUAAUGUUGAUGAUCCGAAAGUCUCCCCAAGCAUGCACCUUCCUCUGCAGAAUGCCGUCGAUCAGUUUGUCCUUCUUGCUGAUGAUAGCAAGAGUGUUCUGGACUUGCAGGGCAAAUCAUACUCGGACUUUUGCUUAUCAAAAAGAGACUGGAAGAACAUCAAACUAGUCCAUGAAAUUCUUUGGGAGCCCGCCAAUGCCCAGCAAAGUUUCUCCAGCACAAAGAUCCCCACAGUCUUUCGGACCAUUCUGAUCCUCAAGUUCCUCCAACAAUCCUGGGAGAAUAUGUCCAAGGUCACAAAGUUUGCAGAGAUGGAAUCUGCCCUUGAUAAAGGCCUCGAAAAUCUUCGGAAAUGGUAUCAUAAGCUUGCAUACACCGAAGAUAAAUGGGACAUGGACUUUUUCAAUGCCGGUGUUCAACGCCUCAAAGAACUUUUCAACUCAUACUAUGUUACACCAAGUCCACCAAAGACUAAUUUGGAUGCAGAAGAUGUUCCUGGGCCAACAAAUGGCACAUAUGGCUACUCUUAG
Laccaria bicolor S238N-H82 is the source of this 1683-nucleotide messenger RNA. RefSeq lists its product as uncharacterized. The record is from RefSeq and is a predicted model, not a curated record. NCBI's taxonomy places the organism in Eukaryota, Fungi, Basidiomycota, Agaricomycetes, Agaricales, Hydnangiaceae. The transcript has 13 exons. Bases 1 to 1683 code for a protein of 560 amino acids.